This is a messenger RNA of Linderina pennispora, 945 nucleotides long. RefSeq lists its product as uncharacterized. Bases 1 to 762 code for a protein of 253 amino acids. The transcript has 2 exons. The record is from RefSeq and is a predicted model, not a curated record. Lineage: Eukaryota; Fungi; Kickxellomycota; Kickxellomycetes; Kickxellales; Kickxellaceae.
AUGCUGCGCCGCUACUCGGCUAGCCAGCCAAGCUCUGGCUACUCGACGAUUGGGCUUAGCUCCAGCUCUAUUGGAUAUACCAACCCGAUAGUGACAAUCUCAAUUGCCUAUGGUGCCUCCGAUGAUGAUGACUACGAUACUGACGAUGAGUCGCCAUACAGGCCCAAGAAGCGCCGCCAUCAUCACCACAAGAGUAAGGAGGAGAGCAGCACCCCUGCGUAUUCAGGAUCAGUAGCUCCUGCAUAUGCUUCGGUGCCUCCUGCUCCUGCAUAUGCUUCAGUGCCUCCUGCUCCGGCACCCGCACCUCCAGCACCGGCUCCUGCAUGCUCUAAGCCUGUACCCGUCUAUGGCAAACCUGCACGCGUAUUCUCGAAGCCGGCUGCCGCUAUCCCUAGGCCAGCUCACAUACCCCCAAAGCCCAUGCCUGUGUUUGGUAAGCCCGCUCGUGGAUACCCGAAGCCAUACCCUGCACCCUCUUACCCGAGGCCUGCACCUGCCGCUCCAAACCCCGCCCCGGCGCCUGCCUAUAAAGCACCCGCAUACUCAGCUGCCCCGAAGCCCGCACAGCCUCAGGUAACGCACAUGUCUACUGUGACGACACGGACCGUUAUCAACUACGCCACAGUCAUUGUUGCGUCGGCGGAGCCCCAGACCACCACCAUCAACAACUUUGUCACACCAACCCCUGCCGGCUGCUCGUCACAACCAGGACCCUCAUCAUACCCAUCAAUAGGGUACCCGGGAUCACCUAGCGGACACUAAGUGUAUAUUUCCAUAUGCGCUGUCUAACACUCCUCCCUUCUCUUUUUUCUCCCAUCCCUUCCGCCUCUAUCUCGCUACCUCAUUUAUGCCUUUAAAAUCCUAUCCUAUAAACAGACACAUUUUUGUUGGCUGUUGUUUUAACUUGUUCCCACCCUAGUCUUGUAGCCAAAAAUAUACCCUUGC